Megalobrama amblycephala (Wuchang bream) is the source of this 1970-nucleotide messenger RNA. Its product is annotated as macrophage mannose receptor 1-like. The coding region runs from base 407 to 1516 and encodes 369 amino acids. NCBI's taxonomy places the organism in Eukaryota, Metazoa, Chordata, Actinopteri, Cypriniformes, Xenocyprididae. The record is from RefSeq and is a predicted model, not a curated record. The transcript is spliced from 5 exons.
UUGUUUUAUGUUGCAAUUCUUCUUUAUUUUGAUAUAAUAACCUUUAGUCAUUGUUUGAUACAUUGAUGGGCCUUUGGAUCUAUUCAUGCUACUCUGCACAAGUUAGGAUAUAACUGCAUCAGCAUCUCCCACAGUGGACAAGAAACAAGAGACAAAACUGGAAACAAUGAACCUUUAUUUUACCUCUACAAAAAGUCAAAAGGCUGACACAGACGUCAAUAUGCAAAUAAAAAGAGAGGUGGAAAAAUAUACAAAUAAGGAGGAAGAUAAAUAUGAAAAUUAGUUUAGAAGAGUACACAAAUGAUGUGAUGAUGAAUGAGGGAUGAGAGCAGAUAUAAUAAUCUCAUUGUUUGAAGCUGCAGACAGAAACAUCAGACUCAGGACAGAAACACACGACCUCUAAAAAAUGGAGCAAACUCUAUAUUUCAUUCUUCUUCUCAUUACUCUCUGCUCCGUAUCUGAAUGUGUUCAGCGUCAGUAUCACUUUAUAAACAUGAACAAGACCUGGACUGAAGCUCAGAGAUACUGCAGAGAGAAAUACACAGAUCUGGCCACCGUUGACAACAUGAACGACAUGAACGAGCUGAAGAAGAGUGUGACUGAUGGACGUGUCUGGAUUGGGCUGCAGAGGAAAUGGCAGUGGUCUUCAGGUGAUCCUGCGCUCUAUCUGAACUGGGGACCUGGACAACCUGAUGGCAGAGAUGAGUGCGGUUUUAUGAGAGAUGGACAAUGGCAUGAUUGGCCAUGUAGUAACAGCCUGACUUUCAUCUGCAGUUCAUCUAACAACAUGAACACAGGACUCGUCUUUGUCAAUCAGGGGAAGAAUUGGAGAGACGCUCAGAGUUACUGCAGACAGAAUCACAUUGAUCUGGUCAGUGUGAGGAACCAGAAUGAGAGUCAACAGCUUCAGCAGUUCAUCAAUGAUAGUCACAUAUCUGGAUCAAAGGUCUGGAUCGGUCUGUUCAGAGUCAGAGACUCAUGGCAGUGGUCAGAUCAGAGUAACUCCUCAUUCAGAUACUGGAAGACUGGUGAACCUAAUAAUGUUGGAGGAAAUGAAAACUGUACAGCGAUUGAACAGAACGCUCAGGGACAAUGGAUAGACAUCUCUUGCAACAACAACAACCAGUUUCCUUAUGUGUGUCAUGAAGAUAAACUGAUUCUGAUCAAAGAGAAUCUGACGUGGUCUGAAGCUCUGAGAUACUGCAGACAGAAUCAUACGGAUCUGGUCUCGGUUCAUUCAGAAGAGAUUCAGAGUGACAUGAUGAAUGUGGUUACACAGGCGUCUACUGAGGCGGUGUGGUUGGGUUUACGUUACUCCCACGUUUUGGGCAUCUGGUACUGGGUGAGCGGAGACACCGUGUGCUAUCAGAACUGGGCUCCAGAGAACGGCACAGCAGUGGAGAACUGUGAUUCUGCAGUGAGAUCUGGAGCAGUUCAGUCUGGAGGAGAUCAGCGCUGGAUCAGCCAUCCUGAGACUGACAGACUCAACUUCAUCUGCAGCAGAAAUGAAGAGUGAAGGAUUCGUUUGUGCAGUUCUCUCUUUUUUCUUUUAAAGACCGGUGAAAUCAAAAUGAGUUUUAAUCUUUAAGCUACAUUUACUGUGCAUUUCAUAUUUACAGUUGUUCUUUUCUGGACAAACGACUCAAAAAUAUCUUUAAUGCAGACUAUUCAAUCAAACAUAAUUGCAAUUAAAUAUAAAUUAGAAAAUCAUGGUUCAAUGAUGUGGCAUAAACCAUAUUGACUAUUUAAAAGGGGAAAAAAGUAAAGCACAAGUCACAUCAGUUGAUUUCAUGGGAUCUUGGGAUUCUGGUGGUGUGGAUACUUUCUUCUGCUCACUCUUGUUUUACACUAGUCAUAUCUUUAAAAAUUGUUUAAAAAGUGAUUGUGAGCAUCUAUAUGUGUAUCAAUGAAAUUAAAAUAUGGUUUAUUCUUAAAGAGAAACUGGAAUAAAUGGAGAGGGACAAAACGUG